AUGAGUACAACCUCAAUCCAAGAGGAUUUAAACCAAUCGUCUCGCGACAAUCUACUUCUGUGUCUAGAUCGUGUCUACACUAACGAUAACCUCUUCCUUAUUCCUCAGAGGUUGUCCAAGGUUGUCAAUUGCCUUUCUCCAUUUCUGGAAGUACGAGCCAGAGGGAAAUUCCAAGAGCUGACUUGGCUAGAAAAAUUUGUCAAUGAUUCGGUGUUGCAGCUGUCUCUUUCCAGCUAUGGGACGUUGAUUGUUGUUGUCGAAAGUAGUUCUGUAGAUCUAGAACUACUUCGAGAGUUGUGGGCCAACUUGGGCACUUCUCGUCAGAAAAUUAACCUCAUUGUGCGCAACUUGUCUCAAUCAUUCUACUAUGAGCUCUGUUCAAAGGUCUUUGGGCGUGACAAGUCGACUCUUUUGGAUUCAGUGGUGGAUGUAGACCUAAACCUACCAAAUAUUCGCAUGUCCUCCAACUGCCGUCUCCUGAAUUGGAAAACCUACCCAAUUUGCAUUGAAGAUUUUGUACUCACACUAGAUAUGGCGAACGGUGGCCUCGACUCGUACUUCAAUGAUCCCAUUGAAUUGGUAUCUGGUUUAGCCGACGCUGUGACCGAGCUUAUCUCAAAAUCCACCAGUCGCAAGGAUAUCAUCAAGUUGAAAAAUGUGUUUGCAAAGGGAGAUCACUCGUCGCUUCUACUAAGCAUAUUGAUGGGCACAAAGCUCCCGGAACUUGUGUCGACUCUGUUCUCUGCCAAUGAGGCCGAGUUCUACCAAAAGAAACUCACUGGAAAUACCGACCUUGUCAUUCUAGAGCGUAAUUUAGAUUAUUUUCCAUUGAUUCUCAGUCAUAUGAAUUAUCUGGGGCUUCUAGAUGACAUAUAUGGAACGUUCGAUGAAUUCAACGGUAUACUUGAGAAUAAAGAAAAUCUUCACGAUGAACUUUACGAGAACCUCAAAGACUUGAAUUUUGCCUCCAUUGGAGCCAAGUUAAAUAAGCUCGCGAAGUAUUUACAACUGGAAUACAGUAACUCCGACAAACUCACUGACCUACGAGAAAUCAAGCAAUUAGUCCAAAAUCUCGGUAAUUUAACGACCAAGCACGAAUUAGUGCGGAAGCAUACCACUCUAAGUGAAGGGAUUUUGACAAAAAUCAAGUCCGAUGUUGAAGGAGAUUACGUUUACAAUUAUAGAGAGCAAUGGCUUGAGUUGCAAAACGAAAUCUUUGAUCUAGAAUACCGUCUGCAGAUUCAAAAGAUUUCCGAUAUUAUGGAGAUCAGUGUGCCCUUUGAGCUUGUCCUAUGUUUGGUAAUUGCAGUAUCAAUCAUCAAUGAUGGUAUUCGGAAGAAAGAUCUCGACAACAUUGAGCGUGAGCUCGGUCUAAAUUAUGGUUCAGUGCCCUUAUUAAUCCUUCUCAAUAUGAUCGAAAGAAAACUUGUGAAGGUCAACAACAAGGGAAAUGAUUUCUUUGGAGCAUUUACUUUUGGUAAAACGGAGCUUGACACUAUGGCUACAACUACUACAACUACGGCGACAACGAGGUCUGGAGGCGGAACGCAAUCUCCACCAACAAACGGCGGGAACCCCGAUAGCUCUCCAGAAGUCAACUACGAAGAUAUCAGUUUGGUCGGGGUCAGUGGUGGCCAAGAUAUUUAUAAAAGUACCUACACACUCAUUAGCAAAUUUUGGAACCUCCAUCCUUUAGAGGAUGAUGAAGAUGCUGGUGGACCGAUAGAGUCUGCUAGCGACUACGCACAACCCUCUUUUGCCCUUACAGGAGCCACGGUCCCACUUCUUUCACGAUUGGUGGAGUCACUUUAUUCAAGGGAGUUCCUCAAGUAUAAGCCUGUCAACAGUGUCUCCAAGAGGCCAAACUGGGCUUUUCUCAAUCUAGAGACUAUGUUCAAGGGGCAAACUGUGGACAAAAAUCUCUGUGACGAGCUGGAUAACAGGAAAAGUCCAGCCAAGGGAAGCACACGCCAAGAGUAUGUGGUUGUUGUUAUAAUAGGAGGAAUUACAAGGAGCGAGAUAAGCGCUCUCGUGUACCUACAGAGUAAGAUCAAUAAGAAAAUUCUCGUUGUUACAAGCGGCUUGGUGACCACGAAGAAGCUUAUUAACUCGUUGUCGUAG
Molecule: messenger RNA, 2121 nt
Organism: Australozyma saopauloensis
Lineage: Eukaryota; Fungi; Ascomycota; Pichiomycetes; Serinales; Metschnikowiaceae
Gene: VPS33
Product: tethering complex ATP-binding subunit
Exons: 1
Coding region: 1-2121 (706 amino acids)
Biological process (GO): intracellular protein transport; vesicle-mediated transport
Cellular component (GO): fungal-type vacuole; CORVET complex
Source: RefSeq, a predicted model, not a curated record